Messenger RNA from Prunus armeniaca (apricot), 2055 nucleotides. The record is from the annotation of a GenBank genome assembly. Lineage: Eukaryota; Viridiplantae; Streptophyta; Magnoliopsida; Rosales; Rosaceae.
AUGCCAUUCCUCACUCCCAACUCGCUCGCCUCCCUGGUCCAAUCAGCCUUGUCGACUCAGUCCACUCGGCUCGGCCGAGCGGCGCAUGCCCAGAUGAUCAGAACCCUCGACGCCCCGCUCCCUUCCUUCCUCUCCAACCACCUCGUCAACAUGUACUCCAAACUCGACCUCCCCGACUCAGCCCAACUCGUCCUCCAACUCAACCCCUCUCGCUCCGUCGUCACCUGGACCGCCCUCAUCGCCGGUUCUGUCCAAAACGGUCAUUUCGCCUCCGCCAUACUCCACUUCGCUAACAUGCUACGCGAGUCUGUCCAGCCCAAUGACUUCACCUUCCCCUGCGCCUUCAAGGCCUCUGGGUCGCUCCGCUUGCCUGCCACCGGAAAACAGGUCCAUGCGCUUGCGGUUAAGGCCGGGCAGAUAUGCGAUGUCUUUGUUGGCUGCAGUGCUUUUGAUAUGUACUACAAAACGGGUCUGCGCGACGAGGCUCGGAAAGUGUUUGAUGAAAUGCCUGAGAGAAACCUUGCGACGUGGAAUGCAUACAUGUCUAAUGCUGUGCUGGACGGGCGGCCGCUAAAUGCGGUUUACAAGUUUAUUGAGUUUCUGCGGGCGGGCGGGGAGCCUAAUUCGAUUACGUUCUGUGCAUUUCUCAAUGCGUGCUCGGAUACGUCGAAUUUGGAGCUCGGGAGACAGUUACAUGGGUUUGUCAUGAGAUGCGGGUUUGGGAAAGAUGUGUCGGUUUUAAAUGGGCUUAUUGACUUUUAUGGGAAGUGCAGGGAGGUUGGGUCUUCUAUGAUGGUUUUUGAUACAAUUGAUAAGCGCAAUGAUGUUUCUUGGUGUUCUUUGGUGGCUGCGUGUGUGCAAAAUGAUGAGGAGGAGAUGGCAUGUGAGUUAUUUUUGCGGGCUAGGAAAGAAGGGGUUGAGCCGACUGAUUUCAUGGUUUCGAGUGUUCUAAGUGCUUGUUCUGGGCUUGCAUGGCUUGAACAGGGUAGGUCAGUUCAUGCAAUUGCCGUGAAGGCAUGUGUCGAGGGAAAUCUCUUUGUUGGGAGUGCACUUGUUGACAUGUAUGGAAAAUGUGGGAGUAUAGAAGAUGCCAAGCGCGCCUUCAAUGGGAUGCCUUCAAGGAACUUGAUCUCUUGGAACGCGAUGGUAGGCGGGUAUGCGCAUCAAGGACAUGCCAACAUGGCUUUGGCAUUGUUUGAGGAAAUGACCGUCCGAAGUCAUGAGGUUAAACCCAAUUACGUUACCUUGGUUUGUGUAUUAUCGGCAUGCAGUAGGGCAGGGGCCGUGGAAACAGGGAUGCAGAUCUUUGAGUCAAUGAAAGCAAAGUACGGAAUUGAACCAGGGGCAGAGCAUUAUGCAUGUGUUGUGGACUUGCUUGGAAGAGCUGGGAUGGUAGAGCGUGCUUAUGAGUUUAUUACAAGGAUGCCAAUUCGUCCAACAAUUUCCAUUUGGGGGGCACUUCUAGGGGCUUGCAAAAUGUAUAGGAAGACAGAAUUGGGGAGGGUUGCAGCUGAUAAGUUAUUUGAACUUGAUCCUAAAGACUCUGGCAACCACGUGAUUCUUUCUAAUAUGUUUGCAGCUGCUGGCAGGUGGGAAGAGGCCACUCUUGUGAGAAAGGAGAUGAAAGAUGUUGGGAUCAAGAAGGGUGCAGGCUACAGUUGGAUCGCCGUCAAGAAUGCAGUCCACGUCUUCCAAGCGAAGGACACCUCCCACGAAAGGAAUUCGGAGAUUCAGGCAAUGCUAACCAAGUUAAGGAGGGAAAUGGAGAAAGCUGGGUACAUUGCCGAUACCAAUUUUGCGCUGUUUGAUUUAGAAGAAGAAGAGAAAGUAUCAGAAGUUUGGUACCACAGCGAGAAGAUUGCCCUUGCUUUUGGCCUCAUAGCCAUCCCUCCCGGGGUGCCUAUAAGGAUUACAAAGAACCUUAGGAUCUGUGGUGAUUGCCAUGGUGCAAUCAAAUUUAUCUCAGGCAUUGUAGGUAGAGAAAUUAUUGUGAGAGAUAACAAUCGCUUUCAUCGCUUUAGAGAUGGUCAUUGCUCGUGUAGGGAUUAUUGGUGA